GCAUGGCACUGCUCCUGCUGAGCCUGGAGCUGAGCCUGGUCUCCGCCCAGGACUUCAACCUCCAGAGAAUCGUGCGGAGAAACCAUGACAUCUCCAAGGUGGGGGGGACCUGGUGUUCUAUCUCCAUGGCCGCAGACGACAUGAGGCAGAUGGAAGAAGACGGGGAUCUGAGGGUCUUCAUGUAGAGUAUCGAAAGCUUAGAAAAUGGUGGCCUGAAGUUCAGCUUCCACUUCAUGUUGCAUACCGAGGGCGUGGAUGUGGCCAUGGUCUGUGAUAAAAUGGACAAGAGUGGAGAAUACACCAUCACCUACUUGGGGGAGAACUGGCUGCAGGUCUUGGAGGCCGACUACCUGUGGAACGUGACCUUCCUCCUGUGGAACUUCAGGAACGGGACGGAGACGCAAGUGCUGGCGCUCUACGGACGGUUCCCAGAGCUGAAACCCAGCUUCCUGGACAGAUUUGAAAAAAUCUGCAAAUCACACGGACUCGGCCCAGAAAAUAUCGUCAACCUCAGCAACAGCAGUAGGCCUCACUGCCUUCCAGCCAGCAGCCUGGGCAAGCGAGAAGCUCCAGGGGGCGUCCCCUCAGCCCGGCCUCCGCGGGAGCCCAGGACCUGGGACGCCCACCCGAAGGUGCCUACCGCCAAGGCGGCGGGGGCCCGAGCCACGCACCCAGGGCCAUCGCUGGGGACUCCAGCGGCAGUUUUGCAGGCCGGGGCCAGCAGGGGCCGGGGCGUCGACGUCCUGAGUCUCCUGGACCUGUGA
Messenger RNA from Balaenoptera acutorostrata (minke whale), 764 nucleotides. RefSeq names its product lipocalin 9 (gene LCN9). The record is from RefSeq and is a predicted model, not a curated record. Gene Ontology annotation, molecular function: small molecule binding. Lineage: Eukaryota; Metazoa; Chordata; Mammalia; Artiodactyla; Balaenopteridae. The transcript has 6 exons.